AUGUACACCUUUACGACGACGACGACGACGACCAACUCGUGUGAGGGAGCCAUUGGAGAUCCUUGCCAGGAACAUGAGGACUGCCGUGCAAACGAACACCUUUUCUGCAAUCCUUCCCUUCUCAAGUGUGACUGUGCCGACGGAUACAUUUUUGACACAGACAUCCUCAUGUGCGCACCACAUGGAUUAGAGGAGAAAAUGCCUGGUGGAAUGGGGAUUGACUGCAAGAAAGACGAGGAAUGCAACGUAGAUGAAAAUCUGAAGUGUGAUGAUAAAAUCCAGAAAUGCAAUUGCAUGGACGAGUUUUUCCUCCAUCCUGAAAUGCUGGUAUGUGUUCGAUGA
Darwinula stevensoni is the source of this 342-nucleotide messenger RNA. Lineage: Eukaryota; Metazoa; Arthropoda; Ostracoda; Podocopida; Darwinulidae. The record is from the annotation of a GenBank genome assembly.